Molecule: messenger RNA, 1875 nt
Organism: Durio zibethinus
Lineage: Eukaryota; Viridiplantae; Streptophyta; Magnoliopsida; Malvales; Malvaceae
Product: NAC domain-containing protein 73-like
Biological process (GO): regulation of DNA-templated transcription
Cellular component (GO): nucleus
Molecular function (GO): transcription cis-regulatory region binding; DNA-binding transcription factor activity
Source: RefSeq, a predicted model, not a curated record
UGCAGCCUUUAGACAGAGGUUAAAAAAAAAACCAUAAAAACUACAUUUAUUGUCCUACAAGUUUUCUACAUGUCGGAUACAUAAGCAAAACCCAAACUUACGAUCCAAGCAAACCCUUUUUCAAUUUCCCCUACCUUUUUUUUUUUUUUUUGUUCUUUGAUUACAACUAACAGCUAUACUCAAGUAAAAAAGAGAAUUUUGUUAGUCUCUUUAGAUUUUUUAGGUAGCUCUCUUCUAGGCUCGAGUAAUAAAGGACAAUUAAGAGUUAUUGAGUGAUUAAAAGAGUACUUGAAUUGUUGGAUGCAAAGAAUUUAAUUCCCUUCCCAACCCUCAGAUAAACAGGCUUCAGAGCACCAAAGCUUUAGAGGAGACAACCUAACUUUUCUUCCUUUUUCUUUUUUUUUUUUUGUUCUCUCUCUCUCUUUCUCUUUUUCACUCUUCCUUCUCAGAGUAUUGUUUAUUUUGGAGUAGCAGUGGAGGAAACAAGAAAGGAAAAUAAAGGACUCCCUUAGUGUGGGAUGGGAAUAAGAUAAGAGGAAACCAUAGGAAAUGACUUGGUGCAAUGACUGCAGUGAUGUGCAAACUAUUGAGAGAAGAACCUCUCCUCCAUCUUCUCAUAAAGCUGUUAUCGCUCAAAGACACAAAGAUUGCCUACUUAGAACAUGUCCUUCUUGCGGUCAUCAGAUCAAAUGUCGUGAUCAGGGUGGAAUCCAUGAUUUGCCUGGAUUACCUGCCGGAGUGAAGUUUGAUCCAACAGAUCAAGAGCUUCUUGAACAUUUGGAGGGGAAGGUGCGGUCUGAUGCACGUAAGCUUCAUCCUCUUAUUGAUGAAUUUAUCCCUACUAUAGAAGGAGAGAAUGGAAUUUGCUAUACUCAUCCUGAGAAGUUGCCAGGAGUAAGCAAAGAUGGCCUUGUUCGCCAUUUCUUUCACCGACCUUCCAAGGCUUACACGACGGGGACUAGAAAAAGAAGAAAGGUUCACACUGACACAGAAGGCGGCGAGACCCGGUGGCACAAAACAGGCAAGACCAGGCCAGUUUUCAUUAGUGGAAAAGUUAAGGGGUACAAGAAGAUCUUGGUGCUUUACACCAACUAUGGGAAGCAAAGGAAACCCGAGAAAACUAAUUGGGUGAUGCACCAGUACCACCUUGGCAACAAUGAAGAAGAGAAAGAUGGUGAGCUAGUUGUUUCAAAAGUUUUUUACCAAACACAGCCUAGACAAUGUGGUUCAGUUAAGGACUCCCUGCCCUCGCAAUUAAAGGUGCAGAUUGGACAUGAGGGUUCUCAUCACCUUAAGAAUAAUAAUAAUGGGCUUGUUGAGUUCUAUAAUCCUCCUUUCAUUUCCUUUGAUCAAGGUGGCCAAAGCAGAGCCAACCCUAGCCAGUUACUUCCCCAUUUUGCAGUCCACGAUGGGUCGUUUAUUCCUUGACAAAAACAAGAUCGAUCUACGGGAGCGAAAAAACAAAAAAAAGGUGAUAUAUAGUCUACAUAGUGUAUAUGUGACCGUGGAGGCUAAAUCAAAUAAAGCAUUAAUUGGUGAAACAAUAAAUUAAUAUAUACUUAUGUUUUUAGGAGAAGAAAAAAGGUGGGGAAGAAUAGAGAAUGUUUUUACAGCUAGUUGAAGAGCAAAAGAAACAUUCUUCAUCAUGGAAGAAUAUGAAGAUUUGGCCGUAACCACUUUUUUUUUUUCCCUUCCUCCUUUAAUGGAUGCUUUGUAUAGUGUAACCAGCAAGGUGUAAAUGUGUCAGAUGCUUCAUCAAAUUUUAAUCUUGGAGAAGUUAACAUUUGGAACCUGUGCAAAAGUGUGAUAUACUUACCACAAGUAGCAGUCUAUUUGGUUUAUAUUCAACACUUUGUCCUUUAAAAUGUGGCAAUA